This is a messenger RNA of Aspergillus alliaceus, 843 nucleotides long. RefSeq lists its product as uncharacterized. Bases 1 to 843 code for a protein of 280 amino acids. NCBI's taxonomy places the organism in Eukaryota, Fungi, Ascomycota, Eurotiomycetes, Eurotiales, Aspergillaceae. The record is from RefSeq and is a predicted model, not a curated record. The transcript has 3 exons.
AUGCAUGCAGCGGAGGACCCCUAUGAUUGCAACAAUCUGGAUACUACGGAUGAUGCCGCAGAUUCGUCUUUGAAUUUCGUCACAGAGCAUGGUAUGGAGCUUCAAUACUUCCCGCAUAUGCUAGAGUUUCUCAUGACUGGCGUGAACAUUGACCCAGACGGGACAACGUAUACUGCAGAUUGGACAGGUACUAGUCCUAUGGAUGGCGUAUGGUUUGAUGAAAAUAGCCCGUUCCAGCAAGACUAUUCAACCUGGGAUCCAACAAGCCCCCGAACCGGCCGGCCGGUAGACCGCUUGUGGGAAGCUUUUGGGUCAGCGGGAAAGGCCCUCAUGACCGACACCAAAUGGCGGGAUCACGGAUAUGACAACUGGAGGCUUCCGGAUAGUGUCGAUCGGGCAGAUAAGGCAAUGUCUGUUAUUAACCAGGCUUUCUACUCCUUCCAGUAUAUGAACAGAAACAUCCAGCAGAUUGUGGCGGACAGCCUUCACGUAAUCAGAGAUGAAAUGAACCAUUAUAGCUCCCGAGUAAACCAUAAUUUUCCCGGGACAGACCUUCCCGAGCUUGAAGAGCGUCACCUUGAGUUUUUCUACCGCGUUGUUAUUGCAAGAAUGGAGCGUGUGGAGUCCUGGGUAACACGCCGUCUAGAAGGGAUGGCAAAGGUCUGGACAGAGGCUAGGGACAAUGGGCAUCCAAAUGGAGGGGAGAUAUUGGCAGCCAUUGAGGAAAACCAAACGCAGCUGAAGGAAGACAAUGUGUUCCUGAUUGAUACCACAGGCUUUCCGAGUGAGGAUGAGAUGGAUAUAGAUGACGAUAUAAAAGUUUUGUUUUGCCGUUAUCCAUAA